ACAGGAAAAAGCUGGUGGAAGGUGUGUGGAUAGCAGCCGCAAGUCUUCAGAGAGCUCCAGCGGACAGGACUCUUCAACGAGUGCUAGCUGUAACUUUCCGCCUUUUGCGCGUGCAGCUGUGGGUACUUACCAUACUGCUCGUCAACUGGGAAGGAAGAUGGCAGGCAGAAUGUGUGAAUUCCAAGGAUUUUCUGGUGACAGCAGUCGUUUGGGAGCAGGUGUGACUGUUCUUCGACCAAUUUUCAACUUACUAGAUCUUUAUCCAGAUUCUGACCCACCACUGGAAAAGCUGCUAGAACUUUCAUUUCAGGAAGGAGCAACAUAUGAGGAGUACCAGAAGUUGCAUAGUUUCUCUGUGAAACAUGGAGAGUUUUUCUGGUUAAGACUUGCUAAGAAUCUUUAUGUCACUGGAAAACCACUGACUUCAUGGAAUGUUGAGGCAUUUGACAGUGAGGAUGUAGAUCAUGCAGUCAAAUUUAUGCCGGGAACCAAGACGAAUGCUUGCUAUAACUUGAUUGAUCGAAAUAUCAAGGAAGGUCUCGGAGAUCUUCCUGCAUUGUACUAUGCAACCUGUUCAAUGGAAAUGGAAGAAGUGACAAACACAGUUUAUAGUUAUAAUGAUCUGUUGCGAGAGGUUUCCAAAUGUAGUCAUGUUUUGCAGAAAACAGGAAUUCAACCUGGAGAUCGUGUUGUCAUUUUCUUGCCAGAUGUGCCAGAGCUUGUAAUUUUUAUUCUGGCCUGUUUUCGAGUGGGUGCUGUUGUUGUACCUGUUUUUAGUGCUGCUUCAGUAGCUGUGUUGAGAAAUGAUAUUGAAAUUUCUGAAUGCAAAGCAGUUAUUACAGCAAACUCUGAGGCUGUUAAAGGAAGAAGUCUAAAAAACAUAUGUAAUGAAGCUGUUCUUCGUGCCGAAAAGUUUCUCAAACACAUCAUUGUACUAGAUGUUCUUGGAAAUCGAUCAGGGGGGCCAAUGAUGGAUAACAGAGAUUUGUGGUUUGACGAAGUGGAAGUUGUGUCACAUAUUCAUUCACCUGUUCUAGUGGAUUCUGAAGACCCACUCUUUUGGGCACGUUCUAGUGGUACUUCAUCGGAACCUCGAAUGUUUGAGCACCGGACAUUAGGCUUUCUUGUCUACAUGAGAGCGGUAUUCAAAUAUUUUCUCAACUUUAACGUGGAAGAACAUGGAGAGAAGCAGGAUGUCUGCUUGUGCCUUGCAAGUCCUGCAUGGAUAUAUGGGCUACAAGCAAUGCUACUUGGUCCACUGCUCAAUGGUGGAGCUACUGUUUUUUUUAAUGGUCUCAAGCAAUCAGCUACUGUUGUCAAGAAUGUAAUUUAUAGCUGCGGUGUCACUCAUCUUUGCUCAAUUCCAGAGUUUCUAAUGGACUUUUCAAAGAGUCUUGCUACCAUGAAGACAAGGAGACAGCUUGAAAGUCUUCGUUUUGUGUCUGCUGCUGGCUCUCCAUUUACAGUCAGAGCAUUUGACAAAGUUGUUGGUCACUUUCAAUCACGAGACAGAUCGGCUGGCAUGCGACUUGCUGAUUUAUGGGGACAGACUGAAGCAGGUUCCUAUCUCUUUAGCACUCCACCUACCUCAUUUAAACUGAAGAACAGUAAAAAUAUGCUUCCAUUUUUUGGGAUUGAUGCUUUAGUGGUUGAUGAAGAAGGGAGAGAUAUGAAUGCAAGCAAACGCAGCGAAGGUGAAUUGGUAGUAUGUCAGCCAUGGCCUUGUAUUUUCCGGCGCAUAAUUGGAAAGGACACACAAAUUUACUUGAAAAAACUUUUAAGAACUGGCUUUUUCUUCACUGGCGAUCGUGCAAAUAGAUACCCAGAUCAAAGUUUUGAGUUUCUGGGAAGGAACGACAACUGUGUUAAGGUGGGAGAUAAAGGAGGUGUACUUCAGCGACGUGUACAAAUUGAAAAGGUAGAAGAGGUGUUACAAGAUUUUGAAGAUGGACGAAUAGUAGAGAGAGCAUAUGCUGCUCAAUGGUGGACCAGAGAGGGUUGCUGUUCAUUUGGUCUUCUAGUCAUUGUGGAGCUAAAUGAAGAGAGUGUUCCUAACGGACUUACAAGACGCCUUACAGAGCAAUUUGAUCAAUGUGUAAAGGAGAGACUGGACACCGAAAUGCCCAUUAUUGCUUGCGUAGUACAGUCAAGGAAGACACAUAUGGUAAAGAGAUCUAAGAAAAACAGAAGGAAACUUCGAAAAGCUGGUGAAGCUGGAAGUAUGACAGAAUCACUUGAUCAAGGAGACCAACUAAGCAAAGAGCAAAUGAAGCACUUAGAAAGUGUUCUUCAAGAGAGAAAUCUAGUAGCAAUUAAACUUGAAUCUUUAAGCUAACCUUGUACGUUCAUAAUUGUUUUUAGCAGGUUCAAGACUUGAGAAUUUGAUGCAUUUAGAAUUGUUUAAUUUUGUACUGCAUGUGCCAACAUUGAGAAGUAGUCUACUCUGUCUGAAAGAAAUAGUGGUUGUUCAAA
Molecule: messenger RNA, 2472 nt
Organism: Corticium candelabrum
Lineage: Eukaryota; Metazoa; Porifera; Homoscleromorpha; Homosclerophorida; Plakinidae
Product: acetyl-coenzyme A synthetase-like
Exons: 18
Coding region: 158-2335 (725 amino acids)
Biological process (GO): acetyl-CoA biosynthetic process
Cellular component (GO): cytosol
Molecular function (GO): acetyl-CoA synthetase activity
Source: RefSeq, a predicted model, not a curated record